Fonticula alba is the source of this 2821-nucleotide messenger RNA. RefSeq lists its product as hypothetical. The transcript has 2 exons. Lineage: Eukaryota; Rotosphaerida; Fonticulaceae. The record is from RefSeq and is a predicted model, not a curated record. The coding region runs from base 126 to 2600 and encodes 824 amino acids.
CUGUGAUCAGACCCGCGGACAGUCACAGCCCCUCCUCCUUCAGCACUCUGCUCCGCACUUCGCUGCCUGCCCCCGGCGCUUGUAUCUCCUCAUUUACCUUCGCCCCGCCGAUCUCCACCUGCGCGAUGACCGCCCCUCCUCCUUCGCCCCGGCGCCUGGAGUCCCCCUCGCGGCAGGGAUUCUCGCUGACAAGCGCCAGCGGUGCUCCAUCCCCGGCGAGCCAGCUUCGCCGGUCGGCCGCCAGCUCGCGCCCCCCAAGCGCCGGGCUUGGCUCCUCGGUGUCGGAGCUGCGCCAUGGCGCGGCCCCGUCCAGCGGCGGGGGCGAGCCCGGGUCACCACGCGCCGCGAGCCCGAGCCGGCGCCCUCGCGAUGACCCUGCCCCCUUGACGCCGUCGAAGCGCCUGCGCAGCGCCGCUGCUCCGCCAUCCCCGGCCCCGGGGGCCACCCUGCCGGCGACCAGUAGGGUGGAUCGCGCCGUGGCGGUGCUCAUGAAUGCGGCGAAUUCCCCGGUGUCGUCCACUCGCCGGCGCCAACUGGCCCAACAGGCCUCGGCCCUUGAGGACUCGCUGUAUUCGGACGCGGUGGACCCAUCCGACCAGUCGGCCCCGCCGGUGGUGUUGAUUACCCCGGCCAGCCCGCGCCAGGCGACCGAGCCGGCCAUCCGCCACACCAAUGAUCCGCAAUUCGGCACGGCCAUCCCGCGUACACCCUCGCGCCUGCGAGCCACGCCCACCGUGCGCAAGUCCCUCGAACCCGACGAGCGCCCCGCCCAGGGCACGGCCCCCGACACUCCGGCCUCCCAGCGCGCCCUUCGGCCGCGGCUGGCGCCGGGUCAGGUGGGCGGUCGCUUUGACUCGGCCCACCAGCAGCAAUUCGACCUGAUGAAGUCCAUCACCGAAAGCCCGUCGUCGGCGGCUCGUCGAACCCCGGCCGAGGCGGCGGCCUUUGUGCUGGCCAGCACGGCUCCCGGCCGAUCGGCCCCAUCCACCCCGGCGGACUCGCGUCCCCCGACGGCCACCCCGCAGUCGGCCGGUGCAUCGACCGCCCGGCGCACCCCGGCGCCCCUGCCACAGAGCCCCUCAUCGGUGGGUCCCCGUCGCGGGGGAGCCGGCACCGGAUCGCCGGUCCUGGUGCCAGCGCGGCAUCUCUUCCGCGGGGCGUUGGCCCCGGCCCCGGGCACGGCUGCCAGCCCCGGUGCCUCGGCCGGCAUGACCCGCGGCACCUCCAAUGGCCUGGAAAACACACACGAAGAAGCCGCAGAAGCGGCGGCGGCGACCGAGCAGGAGGAGCAGGAGGAGGACGAUGAGGAGGACUUCCAUGACAUCUCCGAGCCUGGCACUCCGGCUGUGCUUUUCCCUGUGAAUGUCACGCAGGCGCCCUUCCGUGGCCCGGCCUCCUCGCCCAUGUUGACCAAUCGUGCCAUGCAGGAGGCCCUGCGGGCGCAGCGCCAACAGCCAGCCAAUCCCGCAGCCGGCACCCCUCCUCCCUCGGUGCCUGCCUCUGGCCGGACGCUGACCUUCGCCGCUAUGGCCGGCGCCGAGGGCGGCCCAGCCCUGCAUGAGCCGGCCACACAGGAGGCGGAUGGCGCCUCCCUGGCGAGCGAACAGCCGCAGCAGCAGCAACAGCAGCAACAGCAGCAACAGCAGCAGCAGCAGCAGCAGCAGCAGCAGCAGCCGGCCCCCACGGCUGCCUCGCCGAUGGUGGCUGAUGGUCUGCGACCGGUGGCCCUCCGGCCGGCUGGCAAGCUGGUCGCCUGGAUGCUGGGAUCGCGGGGAGGUGCGCCAUCCAGCCCGGCCCCGACCAGCCCGGCCCCCCCCAGCCCGGCCCCGAUCGAGGCAAAGACCCCGCAGCCGCCAGCCGCCGAGUCACUUGAGGUGGCUAGCCCCCGGUCAGCCGCACGCCGGGCCCUGACCCCGGUGCAGCAGCAGCAAGUCCAGCAGCAGGUGAGCCUCAAGCAGGUCAUGCAAGAGGAGCUCCUUUCGCAGUCGCUCCCAUCGCAGCUGCCGGUCCCGACGCCUGAGUCCGGCCGGACGAUCACCGCCGUCGGAGCCAGCCUCCAGCUGGGUCGAGCCCCCGGGUCGCGCUUUUCCCGGCUGCCCACGCGCGUGGUGGCCGCGGCCACCAGGGACGCCGCCGACAGGGCGGCCACCGCCGCCGGCCCUGGUGGCACGUCCGCCACGCGGCCGGGCGCCGUGGCUGCGGCCUCGGCUGCCAGACCGAGCCUCACCGGCAGGCCCGGCGGGGCUGCCCGACCGAGCGCCAGCACUCGGCCGAGUGUCGGCGCCCGGCCGGCGCCGGGGCCCCCGGUGACUCGGUCGGCUACGGCCGCGGCCGCGGCCAGGACCACGCCCCCGGCCAGCCGGCUGUCCCAGCGUCCCGCCCGUGCUGCUACCUCUGCUUCGGCCGGCUCGGUCGCGCCGGGGCCGACAGGCGCCCGUGUGCCUACGGGGGGGGCCACUGCGCCGGCUGGCCGUCGCUCUGCCGUCCCGGCCCCCGCACCGGCCUCUGCGCCACGGAGUCGCGAGGAGGAACUUGCUGCCCGGCGGAAAGCCGCACGCGAGGCCGCCAAUGCCUCCUUGCGGGCCGGGCGGCGGACCUGAACAGGGUGUCCCCUCCGGUCCCCCCGGUGCCCAGGCACCACGCUGGGCAAGAGCGCGUACAAGGGGUAUUGUCGCGCGAGCGUCCUGCUUCACACAUCCCAUGAGUCGCCUUGGGCAUCCCCCCCCCCCCAAAAAAAAAGCAUACACACGCAUCCCAUACAUCCAUGCGCCGACAUCCAUGCAAGCGGACGCCUUCCUUUCGAGCGGAGCCGAGGCCGGAG